AACGUACAACAAAUAAUUAAAAACUCAGAUCUAAUCCUCUCUGUGAAUCAGACUAUUCUCCUCUCGGUUAUCUCUAACCUUCCUCUGUUAGGGUUUUUCUCGAAGAGGGUUUCUUCUGGUUCUUCUUCGAUCGCUUGAAUUAUCAGUUCGGAUCUCCAAUUUCCUUCGAAAAUGUACGGAUUCGAAGCUAUGACGUUCAACAUUCAUGGCGGGUACCUUGAGGCCAUCGUGCGGGGCCACAGAUCUGGAUUGCUCACUGCCGCUGAUUACAACAAUUUGUGCCAGUGCGAAACCCUAGACGACAUUAAGAUGCAUCUCUCUGCUACUGAGUACGGUCCUUAUCUCCAAAACGAACCUUCCCCAUUGCAUACAACUACGAUUGUAGAGAAAUGCACUGUUAAACUGGUUGAUGAGUAUAAGCACAUGUUGUGCCAAGCCACAGAGCCCUUGUCAACCUUCUUAGAGUACAUCACAUAUGGUCACAUGAUAGAUAAUGUUGUCCUGAUUGUUACGGGAACCUUACAUGAGAGAGAUGUCCAGGAACUGUUGGAGAAAUGCCACCCUUUGGGAAUGUUUGAUAGCAUUGCCACUCUAGCAGUUGCACAGAAUAUGCGGGAGCUUUAUAGAUUGGUUCUUGUUGACACACCAUUGGCUCCAUACUUCUCUGAGCGAAUUACAUCAGAGGACUUGGAUGACAUGAACAUUGAAAUUAUGAGGAAUACUCUUUACAAGGCAUACCUUGAGGACUUUUACCAGUUUUGUCAGAAACUUGGUGGUGCCACUUCGGAAAUCAUGUCUGACCUGCUUGCCUUUGAGGCUGAUAGAAGGGCUGUCAAUAUAACCAUAAAUAGCAUUGGUACUGAGCUUACAAGAGAUGAUCGCAAGAAAUUGUACUCUAAUUUUGGUUUACUUUACCCCUAUGGUCAUGAAGAACUUGCUGUCUGUGAAGAUAUUGACCAGGUUCGUGGUGUGAUGGAAAAAUAUCCUCCCUACCAGUCCAUUUUCGCUAAAAUGUCCUAUGGAGAGAGCCAGAUGCUUGACAAGGCAUUUUAUGAAGAGGAGGUGAAGAGGCUUUGUUUGGCGUUUGAGCAACAGUUCCAUUAUGGUGUUUUCUUUGCUUACAUGAGGUUGAGGGAGCAGGAGAUCAGGAAUCUGAUGUGGAUAUCUGAAUGUGUGGCUCAGAACCAGAAGUCUCGAGUUCAUGACAGCGUCGUCUUCAUAUUUUAGUUUCUCAUCACUGGCCAUUAGAAAACACUCCAUGGGCUUUUACACAAAUCUUCUGUAAAUCUCCUUGGUAUUCCAUUCUGUAUGUCUGAUUAUUAGUCUAGAGGUUGGGCCUUGAGGCACUCUUUUCAAGUUUCCCAUGUGGAAAAUAAGUAUCUCAUAUCCUUUUUAUGUCAUUCAGAGGGAGAAUGGUUGUACUCAGCUUUGUCAAAUAUAUCCCAGUCAUGGGUUUGAAUUUAA
This is a messenger RNA of Vitis vinifera (wine grape), 1464 nucleotides long. RefSeq names its product V-type proton ATPase subunit d2-like. Gene Ontology annotation, biological process: proton transmembrane transport; vacuolar transport; vacuolar acidification. The record is from RefSeq and is a predicted model, not a curated record. The coding region runs from base 172 to 1227 and encodes 351 amino acids. The transcript is spliced from 10 exons. Gene Ontology annotation, cellular component: proton-transporting V-type ATPase, V0 domain; vacuolar proton-transporting V-type ATPase complex. Lineage: Eukaryota; Viridiplantae; Streptophyta; Magnoliopsida; Vitales; Vitaceae. Gene Ontology annotation, molecular function: proton-transporting ATPase activity, rotational mechanism.